AUGGCGCUCAUACAGACUGCGUUCAUAUGGGUUGCCUAUGCCGUCGCUGUGGGCAUCGUAGCUCUCAUAGCAGCCAUUUUUACGUAUACUUAUCAGACACCACGCGAUCGUUCAGCUCUGGUUUCUACCAUUACUAUCAUCACCUUGACCUCUCUACUGGCAACCGUUCUACUUCUUCCUGUUGAUAUUGCCCUUGUUAGCUCUACUACUUCCUCGAAGCUUGGCGCAAAGAAGGAUUGGGCAACUCCCGAAACCGUUCACAACAUCGUCCUGACUCUCAAAAUCGUUUAUUAUGCAUUGUAUAGCUUGGAUGCUGUAUUGUGUCUCCUCGUCAUCCCAUUUACCUACUUCUUCUAUGAGGAAUAUGACGAAGUCGAUGCGGAGGAAGGCACACAGACUUUCGGCCAAAGAUUUCUCGGCGCUGCAAAAUAUACGUUAAUCUUUGUCGUCCUUGUCGUAAUCGUAUUCCUGGUUGGAUUUUUUGUACCUGUUGCAAAAGAUCGUGGAACCGAUAUGGACCUAGACUAUUUCAAACGUCUGCUGGCUGAAAAUCAUGGAGAGCGCGCCUUGACCUUCGCAUUAGGACUAUUGAUUUCAUUGGGCACGCUGUUGUACGUCCUUUACACUGCUGUUGGAUUGGCAUUAUUGCCUAUCUCUUUCAUUAAAUCCGCACCUUCCAUUAGUGCACCACAACUUUCAGAAACAACCGCAUCAGCUCUAGAGCAAAACAGAGAACGACAACGUCAACUCGAAGGACGAAAUGCCGGGAGAAACGGCGGUUUGCCGGCUAAAGACCAGCGAGAGCUGGAGGCAUUACACCGUGAGGAACGCACUCUGGUUCGACGUGAACGUCUAGCCUCAGAAGCCCGAGGAGAAGGGAAGAGCUUUAUCGUGAGAGCAUGGACCAAAACCUGCGCAAUCUUCAGGCCCCUCAAAUUGGUUGGAGGAAUACUACUCCUUGUUCUCGCUGUUGUUAUAUGGGUUUCCAUGCUCAUUACCGGAAUUGAUAAGGCGAAGAAUUCCUUCUGCAAACAGCAUUGUGGUUACAUCCUAGGAAGUAUCAACAUUUUCCAGCCGAUUAAUUGGAUUUUCGUCAAGUCAUCUGUAGUCUUCCCAAUUGACUAUGUCUUGAUGGCACUUCUAGUCUUGUUCCUCUUCAGCAGUUCGGUGACAGGUAUUGCCGCGAUCGGUCUCCGAUUCUUGUGGGUGAAGCUCUUUGAGAUACGGAAAGGCCACACUUCCCCCCAAGCUCUUCUCAUGGCAACUGUCAUGUUGACUUUGAUCAUUCUCGCAAUCAACUAUUCGAUUGCUAUGAUCAUAGCCCCGCAAUAUGCUAUAUAUGGCGCUCAAACCUUCUGCGCCAACCCUACUAGAUUUCCCGGCGAUCAACCAGACUGUAGCAACCAUCCCGAGUUGAUUAAGACUUGCAGUGAGCUAUCUUCUGGCGAAGGUGCCGAGAAGGUUUGCACUCCUAGCGUUGUCUCUACAUUCCUCAACAGACUUACCGUCAACUUCCCAUUCUUCGGUGCACUCGCAUUCUGGGCUCAAUUCGCCUUCCUCGCAGUGUUCUUGAUCGUCUUCGUCACUUCACUCUUUCGAACUCCUAGAUUAGAUAUCAGCGAGCUUGAUGAAGAUGCUGAGGCUGAUGAGGAAGAAGGUCUUCUUGCCAGUACCGGCAGAAGAUUUGGUGCGACAUGGCAGGAUAUCCGUGGCAAAACCAAGAAGCAGAAUACUAGCAGUGGUGCCGCUGGCCGAGGAAUCCGUGGUGAUGAUGAUCUUAAUGAUAAUUAG
Messenger RNA from Sclerotinia borealis F-4128, 1791 nucleotides. Lineage: Eukaryota; Fungi; Ascomycota; Leotiomycetes; Helotiales; Sclerotiniaceae. The record is from the annotation of a GenBank genome assembly.